AGCUCUUGUAUUUUUUUCUUUUCUUUUGAAAAUGCCUCUGACUAUACUGCAAAUGCCUCAAUCUUUUAUUUAAUAACGCAAGAGUUGACUGGUAAAUCUAUGAAUUGCAUAUACAUCCUGAUGCAUUGUCUUUUACUUGCAGGAUUUUCAUUUGAUGUUGCCAUGCCGCCCAAAACCAAAUCCACAUCUGCUGAGAAAGAAAAUUAUUCUCCAAAUGGUAGUUUGUCCCCUGAUUUGAUGUCACAUGCUGAUGACAACAUGUCAGAUAAACUUUUCAGUAAAGGUGAACGUGCCUGCGAAAGUGAAUCAGCAUACACUCAUAGUGAAGACGAAUCAGGAAAAAGUCCAUCUAGCAGUCCAGCAAGACAUACAGCAUUCGAAAGUCCAUCUCGAGAAUAUUCAGAUAACCAUUUCAAAAAGAGCCCCGAAGCAGAUGCGGAAACCCAUAGUUUUGAUGAGCCAUCUUGGGGUACCUUUGACAAUAAUGAUGAUGUAGAUUCUGUGUGGGGUUUCAACCCUAGUAAUCCCAAGGUAAGUUUGGCUCUUUUAGAUGCACAUUUUUGUCCCUCAUUAUACUUGAGAAACUUGGUAAUCAGCACGUGAAAUAUUUGGCUCAUU
This is a messenger RNA of Camellia sinensis, 618 nucleotides long. Lineage: Eukaryota; Viridiplantae; Streptophyta; Magnoliopsida; Ericales; Theaceae. The record is from RefSeq and is a predicted model, not a curated record.